This is a messenger RNA of Pteronotus mesoamericanus, 2302 nucleotides long. RefSeq names its product zinc finger and BTB domain containing 45 (gene ZBTB45). Bases 93 to 1688 code for a protein of 531 amino acids. The transcript is spliced from 3 exons. NCBI's taxonomy places the organism in Eukaryota, Metazoa, Chordata, Mammalia, Chiroptera, Mormoopidae. Gene Ontology annotation, molecular function: RNA polymerase II cis-regulatory region sequence-specific DNA binding; DNA-binding transcription factor activity, RNA polymerase II-specific; protein binding. The record is from RefSeq and is a predicted model, not a curated record. Gene Ontology annotation, biological process: regulation of transcription by RNA polymerase II.
GACCCUCCCCUGGAGGAGGGGGAAUGGUAGACCUUUGACAUUCUCACCCCUUUGACAUUCUCAGCCGCAGUGGUCUGCUGGAAACUGCGGAGAUGGAGAGACCAGCAGAAGCCCCAGAGUGCGCGUGCGCGCGUAUAGGGUCGCGCCAGAUGGCGGCGGCGGAGGCCGUGCACCACAUUCACCUGCAGAACUUCUCCCGCUCGCUGCUCGAGACUCUCAACGGGCAGCGACUGGGCGGGCACUUCUGUGACGUGACCGUGCGCAUCCGCGAGGCUUCGCUGCGUGCGCACCGGUGCGUGUUGGCGGCCGGCUCACCCUUCUUCCAGGACAAGCUGCUGCUCGGUCACUCCGAGAUCCGCGUGCCACCGGUGGUGCCCGCGCAGACAGUGCGUCAGCUCGUCGAGUUUCUCUACAGCGGCUCACUGGUGGUGGCGCAAGGCGAAGCACUUCAGGUGCUCACGGCUGCCUCAGUGCUGCGCAUCCAGACAGUCAUAGACGAAUGUACGCAGAUCAUUGCCCGCGCCCGCGCCCCUGCCCCAGGCACCCCGGCGCCCCCGCCCCUGCCCACACCUGUGCCCCCACCACUCGCGCCUGCGCAGCUGCGCCACCGCCUGCGCCACUUGUUGGCCGCGCGCCCCCUGGGCCAUCCAGGUGCGGCGCACAGCCGCAAGCAGCGUCAGCCCGCGCGCCUGCAGCUUCCUGCGCCCACCGCGCCCGCCAAAGCGGAGGGGUCUGCCGCAGACCCCGCCCUGCCUGCGGGUCCAGAUGAGGGUGGUGACGAUGAGGACGAGGAGACCGAGGACGACACCGAAGGCGAGGACGGCGAAGGCAGCGGCCCGGGCGAGGGCCAGGCGCCCCCUUCCUUCCCUGACUGCCCCGCAGGCUUCCUAACCUCCGCCGCUGACAACGCGCGUGAGGAGCCCCCGGCGCCCGCUGGCCUCUCUGACUACGGCCCUGGGCGGGACUUCUUUCGGGCGCCUCCGGCGGCCGAGGACGUGUUCCCCGACAGCUACGUCUCCGCGUGGCAAGGGGAAGAGGGCACAGCCGUGGAAAGCUGUCCCACUGAGGCCCCGGCUCCACCCGACUGUGUUGUGUCGGGACCCCGCCCGCCUGCCGUGAAGACCCCAGGGCCUCCCGUAGCCCUUUUCCCCUUUCAUCUGGGUUCUCCGGGGCCACCGGUACAGCACCCUCUCCAACCCUCCGGGCCAGCCCCUGCACCUCCCGCCACCUUCUACCCUGCGCUCCAGCCGGAGGCGGCCCCCAGCACGACUCUGGGGGAGCCCCCGGCCCCGGCCGCUGCUCGCGCCCCUGCCCCUUUGGCCCCUUCUGCGCAAACCGCGGGUUCCCAGCCGCCCACUUACGAGUGCAGUCACUGCCGCAAGACGUUCAGCUCACGGAAAAACUACACCAAGCACAUGUUCAUCCAUUCCGGAGAGAAGCCCCACCAGUGUGCCGUGUGCUGGCGAUCUUUCUCGCUGCGUGACUACCUGCUCAAGCACAUGGUCACGCACACGGGCGUGCGCGCCUUCCAGUGCGCGGUCUGUGCCAAGCGCUUCACGCAGAAGAGCUCGCUCAACGUGCACAUGCGCACACACCGGCCGGAGCGCGUGCCCUGCCCCGCCUGCGGCAAGGUCUUCUCGCACCGCGCGCUGCUGGAGCGCCACCUGGCGGCGCACCCUGCCUCCUGACCCCAGCCUGAGGCCUGGCCACGCCCCGCAUGGGUUUGACCCCGCCCCCGUGGGCCACGCCCUUUGCAGGCUCGCAAUCGUCCGAGGGCUGAGCCACGCCUACUACGGGACCCCUUAACAUCCCCGCCAGCUUGGGCAAUGCACCGGGGCGUCCUGACCGCGGUCCAGCCAUCCCACCACGCUGUCCCCUGAGCGCAGACCCUCGUCCUCGCCGUUGACCACGGGGCCCAACUCUGACCCCUCGGUAGCGGCAGGCUAGGCCUGGUCCCGGCCCGCACCACCGCUGAAGUGGAUUCUCGGGCUUGGGGUCGGGCCCAGGAUCUCUGGCUCCACUUUCGGCCCCACCGCCUCCCCUGACUGGGGUGGGGUGGGGGGUCGAGGGCUGCUUCUCUACCCCAGAGUCAGGCUGGGCCGGACCCCGGGCACCUCCCCUCGGCCACUCCUCAUCUGGCACCUGAGGGAGCGCCAAUGGGUUCAUCAUGGACUGUAAUAAAAGGACUGGCCCUUGGGCCCAAGCUCGGAAGCUCUGAGCUCCUGGACCGCGUGUUCCUUGCUCUCACGGACUGGCUGUGGGCGUCGUGGCUCAGUGUCCCCCUCCGUGGGCAAGGAGGUCU